CUGCGGCGUGUCUCAGGGCUGGUCGUCCUGCAGCCUCUCCUCCACAAAUGCUAAUAAAAGGCAGCAGGAGGUGCGCCGCGAAGACGGACAGUGUCCCAUCAGGUCAUCCUGAGCACAUCUAACCAGUUAUCAGCUAUGGCGCUAACACUUGUAUCCAUCUUAAUUGCUGCCAUUCCUGUGGCCUAUUGCUAUCCUGCUGCCUUUGAGGACCUGGGGGCAACCAGCACAAACCGAACCUCCAUCAAAUUCCUGGCUGUAGGAGACUGGGGUGGAGUGCCGUAUCCCCCCUAUGUCACAGCUGUGCAGAAGGCUACUGCUCGAGAAAUGAGCAAAAUAGCAGAGCAGAUGGGAGCUGACUUUGUUCUGGCCCUUGGCGAUAACUUCUACUACAAAGGUGUGGACAGUGUGGAUUCUCCUCGGUUUCAGGAAACUUUUGAGUCUGUGUACACGGCAAAGUCUCUCCAAAUCCCCUGGUAUGUGCUUGCUGGCAAUCAUGACCACGCAGGGAACGUCAAAGCCCAGAUCGACUACAGCCACAGAUCUAACAGAUGGAAGUUCCCCGCUUACUACUACGAGCUGAACUUCCACAUCCCCAACACUGGGAAGACACUGACCAUCAUCAUGCUCGACACCAUAAUGCUGUGCGGUAACUCUGACGACUUUGUGGAUGAGAAGCCCAGAGGCCCCCUGCGUGCGGUGGAUGCCAACCGUCAGCUGGCGUGGCUGCAGGAGAGACUGGCUCGGUCCAAGGCAGACUUCCUUUUGGUGGCCGGACACUAUCCUGUGUGGUCUGUGUCAGAACACGGGCCCACAGAGUGUCUCCUGCAUCGGCUUCAUCCUCUGCUCAUUAAGUACAAGGCCACUGCUUACCUCUGCGGUCAUGACCACAAUCUGCAGUACAUUGAAGAGUCUGGUGUUGGCUACGUGGUGAGCGGUGCAGGAAACUUCCUGGACCCCGAUGUCCGUCACUGGAACCGUAACCCCAAAGGUUCUGUGAAGUUCUUCACUGGCCAGGCUUCAACACUGGGAGGCUUCGUCCAUGCAGAAGUCACGAAGAACAAGAUGAUUGUGACCUUCUACCAGGCUAAAGGCACUUCUCUCUAUCGCACUGUCCUCUCCCAAAGGAACUUUGAGUAGACGUCAAGGAGCGGUCAAGUUGUCAAGCACAAAUUAGUCUGCAGUUUGCUUUGAGAUCAAAGUAAUGGCUGUUAAUCCUGUUUUUAAACGUUGGCAUUAAUAUUUCACAGCAAUUCACAACACAUAUUUUAAACAGAAUCAACUUGUUUUACAUGUAAAUUUAUUGUAUGAUAA
Molecule: messenger RNA, 1311 nt
Organism: Epinephelus fuscoguttatus (brown-marbled grouper)
Lineage: Eukaryota; Metazoa; Chordata; Actinopteri; Perciformes; Serranidae
Gene: acp5a
Product: acid phosphatase 5a, tartrate resistant
Exons: 6
Coding region: 136-1137 (333 amino acids)
Biological process (GO): bone resorption
Molecular function (GO): ferrous iron binding; ferric iron binding; acid phosphatase activity
Source: RefSeq, a predicted model, not a curated record